Messenger RNA from Salvelinus sp. IW2-2015, 1635 nucleotides. Its product is annotated as phospholipase B1, membrane-associated. Gene Ontology annotation, biological process: phospholipid metabolic process. Gene Ontology annotation, molecular function: phosphatidylcholine lysophospholipase A1 activity; retinyl-palmitate esterase activity; A2-type glycerophospholipase activity. Lineage: Eukaryota; Metazoa; Chordata; Actinopteri; Salmoniformes; Salmonidae. The record is from RefSeq and is a predicted model, not a curated record. Gene Ontology annotation, cellular component: brush border membrane.
UAAGGUUGGCCUCAUAUAAUGGCCGUGCACUCUGGCCGUGCAUCACAUUGUGCUGUCCCCGCACACCACACGCCACUAUGGGGUGGCUUUUGAUUGCCGUGGCAACCUGUGCGCUAGCCUCCUCUGCCAAAGGCAACAAGUGGUGGUGGCAGUAUGAGGAAGGCAUACGACACUACAGCCAGGAGGCUCUCCACAAGGAGUUUCCAGAGAAAACCAGACCGGUGAACUUCACACAUUCUCCUUUCCAAUGUCCUGACAUGAGUCGCUCGCCCACUGUCCCCUCAUCAGUUGAGUUGGUAAAGGCAGCGGACAUUAAAGUCAUUGCUGCCCUUGGGGAUUCUCUGACGACCGCCAUAGGUGCCAAUGCCACCAACGUCCUUGGGAUUCCUAUCGAGUUCCGUCACGUGUCAUGGAGCAUCGGGGGCCAUGGAUCAUACCAAGAUGUCAUUACACUGGCAAAUAUCGUAAGGCUUUUCAAUCCCAAUGUGCUUGGUGCUGCACCGGCCAAGACUGUCCAUGGAACCUCAGCCCCCCUCAGCGAAACAGGAUUCAACCUGGCCGUGACCGGACACAACACCUUUAAUCUACCAGGGCAGACCAGACAUCUCAUCGACACACUGAGAAACUAUAAGGGCCUGAACUUUGAUGAGGACUGGAAGCUACUGACCAUUCUCAUAGGCAUGAAUGACAUCUGUGAUUACUGCAAGGAUAAGGUUCUCUUCUCAGUGGACAAUUACAUUCACUACAUGACGAACUCCUUGGAAAUGCUAAUGAAUGAGGUUCCCCGUAUGAUUGUGAAUGUAGUUCAAAUCCUGCCCAUGGAAACCUUGAGGCAGGUCCAGAGGCCCACCCCAGGCUGCCUGCUCCAACGAUCAUUCUGUUCCUGCCUGAUCAAGCCCGGGGCUGGUUCCCCUGAACUGAAGGAGCUAGUGGAGAUCAACCUAGAGUUUCAGAAACGGCUGGAGCAGCUCCUCCACUGCGAUAGCUUCUUCAGGGAGGACUUCGCCGUUGUUCUCCAGCCCUUCAUGAAACAAGCAGACCCUCCUCGCCUCCCGAAUGGCAAGAUCGACAUGACCUUUUUCACCCAUGACUGCUUUCACUUCACCAUAAAGGGCCAUGAGGAGCUAGCUAAGGGGCUGUGGAACAAUAUGUUCCAGCCAGAGGGAGGGAAGUUUAUGGUGUCAAGCUUUUCUGACCCCAUCGAGCUCAUCUGCCCACCCAUGGAUCACCCCUACAUCUACACCCGACCUGCCAAAAGAGGCCAGUCCACCAUACCCGUUGUCCCCAGGUCGGCUAUUCCAACGCGGGAAACCCUUCUUCUGUCUCACCUUGUGGUCCUGGCUGGUAUUCUGUCCUGGGCCAUCACUGCUUUAGCCUCUCUAUAACACUCUCUAUAAUACUCUAAUAAACCUCUACGUGGGGUGAAUAUAGGCAAUAUUACGGUUGCAGUUGUAAUGACUGUGGGUGUUUUCUUUGUUGCUGCCAUGCCUGCAUUGUCAAGUAUUAAACACAAGAGGGCCCACUGACCCUGGGUCUCUACCAACCCCUGUGUUCUGUGACCAUAGAGAAUGAUAGAGGCCUCUAGUGGCCAAAAGGCCUUAUAAGCAUGGGCAGCGCCAUUGAGGUCUUCUACCA